GAUCUUUGACAAAUUAAUAAAUUAGCUAAAAUUAAUACUUAAGCAAAUAUGAACCAACUUCACAACCUAUUCCCAAAAAUCAACCCAUCCAAAAAUCUCAACAUGAUGUCAAACUAUGACCCUCAUGACAUUAACGCUGAGUACGAGGCCGUAGGAUCUGACUUGCGCCAGAUGGCCACUAACGCCUUCACCAUGUUGAAGAAACCCUUCGACCCUGAAUUUCUUGCUGAACUAGACAAGAUGUAUGUUGAAAAUGAGACUAUGAUGCUUUUCCAGUGCUAAAUUCACCAAUUUUGUAUUUCA
This is a messenger RNA of Moneuplotes crassus, 303 nucleotides long. The record is from the annotation of a GenBank genome assembly. NCBI's taxonomy places the organism in Eukaryota, Ciliophora, Spirotrichea, Euplotida, Euplotidae.